This is a messenger RNA of Talaromyces atroroseus, 1047 nucleotides long. RefSeq lists its product as hypothetical. Lineage: Eukaryota; Fungi; Ascomycota; Eurotiomycetes; Eurotiales; Trichocomaceae. The record is from RefSeq and is a predicted model, not a curated record. The coding region runs from base 1 to 1047 and encodes 348 amino acids. The transcript is spliced from 2 exons. Gene Ontology annotation, molecular function: hydrolase activity.
AUGACACCUCGAAUUCCCAAGACAGCAGUUCGAUCUUCUUCUAUAGCCUCCUCCUUGGCCGAUUUUCUCAACACCCACCCAAGUCUUCAUCUCGGUGGCGAAAAUGGGUUUGUUCGGGAGCGGAAACAUCAUUUAGAAAUCCUUGGAUUUCACGCCUUGCCAGACAAUCAAAAAGCACCAAUCGGGGAGGUAGAAUUUGAAGGGGUGAGAGGAAUACACGGAACAAUCCCAAUCCGUUUAUUCUAUCCCCGAACGAUUGUGGAAGAUCGAAAAGAGAGAUCUGGAAAGAAAGUGGCAGCGCUGGUGUAUAUGCAUGGAGGAGGUUACACAGUUGGCUCCGUUGACGAGUUUGAGAAUGGAUUGAGACUGAUUGCCGAAGCGGCAGGUGUCAUAACUAUUGGCGUUGACUAUCGUCUUGCCCCAGAACAUCAAUUCCCAGUCCAACUAGACGAAUAUUCAGCCGCAAUAGACUGGGCCCAGGGACCCGAAGGUCUAAGACGGGGAAUUCAUUCGGAUUAUGUCUUUGGUGGCGGUGAUUCUGCAGGGGGGAACAUGACUGCCGCCCUUGCUCUGCGUCGCCAAGAUCAAGGUAUUAAGAACAUGGCGGGCCAAAUCCUCUUGUAUCCGGAGGCAAGGAUCCCCUUUGACACGCCGGCGGGCGAGGAAAACAACAGGGGUGGAAGCUUAUAUCUAGUGUGCAAUGGAAUCUUCAGUUUCGCCGACCACUAUCUUCCCAAAUUGCCGUAUGACAAAACAUACCCGCCCAGCCACCGGUAUGUCAGCCCGGGUAUGCAACGGGUCGAUGAUUUGCAGAAAGAUCUCCCUCCUGUGGCAUUAUUCACUUCUGGAUGGGACCCACUGAGGGAUGUCGGGGUCGAGUAUGGAAGCAAGCUACAAGAGGCGGGCGUGCGAGUUGAAUGGCACCAUUAUGAUAAUUUGACACACGGGUUUUUGCAGUUUGCGCCAUGGUCAAAAGAGUGCAUGAAUGCUGCAAUGAAUGUAGGGAGUGUGUUGGGAAAGUUGGCGUCUGGAUCACAAGAGUCUUAA